CUGUUGCGAUGGUAUUCUUUUUCUUUGUAAUUUAGUUGUGAGAUUAUACAAAGUACCUGUAUCUAUACGAUGCACACUGUUAGUAAAACAUGUGAGCAGUGACUGAAAAACUACCUUCAUAUUUGUGCAAAUGUAUUUUCUUUUUAUAAUUAUCAUUAAAAAGGAGUAUCUGGGAAACUGAACGUCCUUAGUUGUCUAAGGAGUGUUCUAGCACUCCUUAGACAACUACAAAAAAUACACAUAAACUUCCUUAAAAAUUCUACAUUCUCAGAAGCAAUGCAGUACUGUUUAAUCAUGAACAAGGAUGUUCAUGAUUAAACAUGAACAGGGAUGCUCAUGUUGUCAUGUUUAUUUUGUCUAAGGUUUAAUCAUGAACAAGGAUGUUCAUAAUUAAACAUGAACAUCCUUGUUCAUGUUUAAUCAUGAACAUGUACCUUUCACAUCUUAACGGACACACCUCCACAAAGGGAUGAUUAAAUACUGCAGCAUCUCCUUCAAACUGGAAACUGCAUUGAUGAGAGCUUACCUGCCCUGUCGCCUCUGAGCAAAGAAAUGACUAACACAAAACUCUGGACAAGGUGGACUUUUUUUUUUUCUCUCAGCCUGGCUUGUUUGUUCCUUUCCUUUGCUUUUUGGGAAACCGCCAUUGAUAGAAGUUCGUCCUCUCAAUUUCAUAUCCCGGAUCAGUUUUUCGCUGACCUGCCUGCCUGUUUAGCCAUCAUCGCUGGAGCUGUAGAGGGUACCAAGGCUGAAAUAAAAGAGCUUCUAGCAUCCAGGAGAAGGAAAACAACUCUUUCUGAGGAUUUCUACAUUAAUGCAACAAAAGAUUGUGCAGCUUACAUUGAGAAUAGAGGUUUCAUUUCAGUGCCUUUAAGUGAGGAGGAACUAAAUUUUCCCAUUGCAUACUCCAUAGUGAUACACGAGAAGAUUGAGAUGUUUGAACGACUCUUACAAUCUAUUUAUGCUCCACAGAACAUCUACUGUGUCCAUAUUGACCUGAAGUCUUCCCUGUCUUUUCACAAGGCUGUGAAGAAAAUAGUUUCCUGCUUUCCCAAUGUUUUUGUAGCCAGUAAAUUAGAAAGUGUUGUGUAUGCUUCAUGGUCCAGAGUACAGGCAGAUCUGAACUGCAUGAAAGAUCUGCUGCACUCUGAAGUUCAGUGGAGAUACCUUUUGAAUACCUGUGGGACAGACUUUCCCAUUAAAACCAACAGGGAGAUGGUGAAGGCUCUGAAAGUCCUUAAUGGGAGGAACAGCUUGGAAACUGAAGCCACCAGUGCCUCCAAGAAAGCUCGCUGGCAGUACCAGCACAAUGUCACCAACAGGAUCAUCAGAACAGACGUGAGAAAAAGCCCGCCACCCAUCAGCAGCCCAAUGUUCUCAGGAAACGCCUACUUUGUGGUCUCAAGGGCCUUUGUGAAAUACCUGAUGCAGAACGGGAACGGAGAGAUUCAGAAAUUCAUGGAGUGGGAAAAAGACACAUACAGUCCAGACGAGCACAUGUGGGCCACCCUGCAGAGGAUGUCCUCUGUUCCUGGAUCAAUGCCCUCAAACGGCAAAUAUGACACGUCGGACAUGAUGGCUCUCGCCCGAGUUGUCAAGUGGUCUUAUUUAACAGGAGACGUGAACAAAGGAGCUCCGUACUAUCCAUGUACGGGGGCCUACAGGAGAGCGGUGUGUGUGUACGGCACCGGCGAUCUCCUGUGGCUUCUGAGACAGCAGCACCUAUUUGCAAAUAAGUUCGACCCAGAAGUUGAUGACAUUUCCAUCAGGUGUUUGGAGUCAGUUCUGCAUUUCAAAGCUUUGGGUUAUGACCCCCUGGGCUCUCUGCAAAAUCCAAAUCUCUUGUAGAAACUAAAAUGUAGUUUUUUUCUUUCCAAAUGGAGCAGGUAAUGUUUGAGAAGCUUCUUACCUUAUUGCAAUAGAACAUCUGACGGGUAUAAGCUGGUUUAAGAUUCUCACAAGGCAAUGACCCCCCGAGUAAACAUACAAGGUCGGUAUUAUCAGUGAAAUGUCAAAAAUAAAAAGUAUGUUACUUUUCUUUUUUACUGUUAAAAUAACACAUUUUAUUACAGUUGUAAUAUUAUCUGUAAUGUGUUUGACAUGCAAAUUUGUCUUUCGUGUAGGCAAAUAAAAUGCAAUUGCUUCCUGCUGCUAGCUUACUAGCAGCGAACAGGUGUACUUUGUUUUUCUUUAAUUAUUGUGUCAGAAUGGUAUUUUGUUUCUUAUACAAUGUUCUAAAUCUUUGAUUUCAAUAAAAUCUGUACUUUCUGUGGAUUUAAUUUGUGGUAAUAACUACAAGAAUCUCCAAAGUGGUAAACAUUUUUGGAAUACCACAACUAUGGAUGAAUAGUUUUUAUGAACAUUUUUUUCUUCUAAUAGUUACAUUUAAGUCCUACAUGAAUUAUAAAAAACGCCUUUAAUACAGUUUGCAAAGCUGAUUUAAUAAGCUAGCAUGUGAGCUGGGCACAAGAAGGUAACCACACCAUUGCCUUCUUACUUUAUAUAUUAAUCAUAAUUGGGGCUUGGACAGAUUGUUAGCAAGUUAAAACCUGUUUUUAGGAAAAACCCUAUUAUAAUCUUUAUGAGCUAAAUGUGGAUAAUGUAUGAUUAACACGGUCUCUGAUUGCUUCUUGACCACUUCAAGAAACUGGUUGAAUGUAAUAAGUUGACAGAAUAAGCAUUAAACAAGUGUACAUAUGCAAGACAUAACUGAAUAAAAUGUAACACCUUUUAUGACAAAUGUACUUCUCGAUUUUCCACAAACCCGGUAUACACGGAUAUUUAAUCUAAUUUGUUUCAGAUUCUCUUUCCAACAACCAGAAGCACAUCCCAGUGAGGGGCAACAAAAUUAAACUUUAUUUUCCCCAGGUGAAAUUUUAACAGAACAUCAGCAAUGAACAGUGGAAAAGGUGCUGCCAACACUUUACAUAAAAUGCCACUCUGUGAGUUUGACACCUAUAAAUUGCAGUUUAAAAAUCAGUUCAUAAAAAUAUAUUAAAUUUCUCUCCUUUAACACCUUGUAUAUAAAUAUAUAUUUCAAUGUAACAAAGCAGAACAUGCAGCAACCACUUGUAACAAAGUGUUAAAUAGUGAGGAUUUAACUAAGAAACCAAAGACAGGCUUGACUUAACAUACGGGACUAAAUAAAAGCAAAAUACAAUAUUUCGAACAGCAAAUGUGGGCAAAGUUAUAAGGGUUAGAUUGUUUGAUAAACA
This is a messenger RNA of Xiphophorus couchianus (Monterrey platyfish), 3215 nucleotides long. RefSeq names its product glucosaminyl (N-acetyl) transferase 3, mucin type (gene gcnt3). The record is from RefSeq and is a predicted model, not a curated record. The coding region runs from base 553 to 1848 and encodes 431 amino acids. Gene Ontology annotation, molecular function: acetylglucosaminyltransferase activity. The transcript has a single exon. Gene Ontology annotation, cellular component: membrane. Lineage: Eukaryota; Metazoa; Chordata; Actinopteri; Cyprinodontiformes; Poeciliidae.